CGCAGAUUACUAAAUUCUAUGGACAGUAAUAUCUGUCGGUUGCUCAGCAUAGAUCUACUGUUGCUUUAUUUCCAUGUGGGAGAUAAAGCAACAACUGGUUUGAAGGCGGACGGCGUGACAUACAUAUUCCGGAUCUUAUCGCAUCUCACACACGAACUUGGCUAUCUCGAUAACCAUCACAGGCUAUAGCCCUGUAGAAAUACCGAGAGAUGCUCAACUGUCGAUGACCAUUGAGUGCGCUUCACAAGCAACAAAAAUCUCUCAAUAUAUCACAAGCGUCCAUAGCAUUCCAAUCUGAAUGGCGGACUCCUACCUCCAAGAAGACAACCCGACGGUUACGAUCUUGCUCCUAGGAGACUCAGGUUGUGGCAAGUCGACCUUUCUAUCGAGCCUGAAAUCUAACCAUCGCCGACUUCAAGGACAAAGAGGAGACGAUGUCCCAUUACGGGAUAGCGACCAGCCAUUUCUCUAUGACAUUCGCUUCUCCAAGAAGUCAUUCACGCUCGAGAUCUUCGAUACCGCCAGCCCCAACCAGCACUGGUCGACUCUCCGGCCGGAUGUGGUGCUUCUGGCGUUCGAUAUCUCCAAUCGCGAGACCCUGAACGGGUUGAGAGGGUGGCGACACGAUAUCAUUCGGUACUUCCAACACGGCUACGGGGAGCGCAUCCCCAUAAUGGUGGUGGGACUAAAACGAGACCUCAGAGUCGAGGGAGAGGGGAUCAUCUACCCACAGGAGUCGUACCGCAUCGCCCAAGAACUUCGAUGCGAUCGUUAUGCGGAAUGUUCCGCCGCUACGGGUGAGCUGAUGGCGGAGACCUUUGAGGAUAUCGCGCGGAUGGCGGGGAUGACCUUGACGGCGGCGGGCGGGCAGAGUAAAGGGGGUUGUGUUGUUUGUUGAUUGGUUUCUUUCUUUGUGAUACCCUUUCUUUUCGAUAUUUAAUUGUUCAUAGGUGUUUCGGUCGAGCUUCGCUGAAAUCUAAGGUCUUGUGGUCUCGGAAGUCGAGAUCGAUCACACCACAUAUCGGAAUCAAAUCCCAUUGAGUUUACGCAUCUCUACUCUACUCUCUCUACUACUACGAACGAUGGAAAGACAUGGUAGCUGGCAUCACUUUUCAAUUACGGCUAUGAUAAACAUGCAGGGAGAAACCAAGAGAACAACUGGAUAUCUUUCCCUCAUAAGCGCCAAGUCAACUGUUUAUCGUUGCAAUUCCUCCCCGA
Messenger RNA from Aspergillus japonicus CBS 114.51, 1218 nucleotides. RefSeq names its product putative Rho-like small GTPase. NCBI's taxonomy places the organism in Eukaryota, Fungi, Ascomycota, Eurotiomycetes, Eurotiales, Aspergillaceae. The record is from RefSeq and is a predicted model, not a curated record. Bases 299 to 898 code for a protein of 199 amino acids. The transcript has 6 exons. Gene Ontology annotation, molecular function: GTPase activity; GTP binding.